Molecule: messenger RNA, 3410 nt
Organism: Poecile atricapillus (Black-capped chickadee)
Lineage: Eukaryota; Metazoa; Chordata; Aves; Passeriformes; Paridae
Gene: APPL1
Product: adaptor protein, phosphotyrosine interacting with PH domain and leucine zipper 1
Exons: 22
Coding region: 79-2205 (708 amino acids)
Biological process (GO): signaling
Cellular component (GO): endosome membrane; cytoplasm
Molecular function (GO): identical protein binding
Source: RefSeq, a predicted model, not a curated record
CGCGGCGGGCGGGGGUCGGUGUGGGUCGGGCCCGGCGCGGGGGGAACGGAGCCGCGGGGGCUCAGCGCCGCUGCCGCCAUGCCCGGCAUCGACAAACUGCCCAUCGAGGAGACGCUGGAGGACAGUCCUCAGACCCGCUCUUUGCUGGGAGUAUUUGAAGAAGAUGCUGCUGCAAUAUCCAAUUACAUCAAUCAGUUGUUUCAAGCCAUGCACAGAAUAUAUGAUGCUCAGAAUGAAUUAAGUGCAGCAACUCAUCUGACUUCAAAGCUUCUGAAGGAAUAUGAGAAACAGCGUUUUCCACUUGGGGGAGAUGAUGAAGUCAUGACUUCGACUCUGCAGCAAUUUGCAAAAGUGAUUGAUGAGCUCAGCUCUUGCCAUGCAGUACUUUCAACUCAGCUUGCAGAUGCAAUGAUGUUUCCUAUUACCCAGUUUAAAGAAAGGGAUCUAAAAGAGAUACUAACUCUGAAAGAAGUUUUCCAAAUUGCAAGCAAUGACCAUGAUGCUGCCAUUACCAGAUACAGCCGGUUGUCAAAAAGAAAGGAAAAUGAAAAGAUCAAGGCUGAAGUUACAGAAGAUGUAUAUACUUCAAGGAAAAAACAGCAUCAGACUAUGAUGCAUUAUUUCUGUGCAUUAAAUACUCUCCAGUACAAAAAGAAAAUUUCUCUUCUAGAGCCCUUGCUAGGAUACAUGCAAGCUCAGAUAAGCUUUUUUAAAAUGGGUUCAGAAAAUCUUACUGAGCAACUGGAAGAAUUUUUGACCAAUAUUGGCACAAGUGUACAGAAUGUUCGCAGGGAAAUGGAUUGUGAAGUAGAAAACAUGCAACAAACAAUAGAGGAUUUGGAAGUAGCCAGUGAUCCACUGUAUUUGCCUGAUCCUGAUCCUAUUAAAUUUCCUGCUCAUAGGAAUCUAACACGGAAAGCUGGCUAUCUCAAUGCAAGAAAUAAGACAGGGCUGGUGUCUUCCAGCUGGGAGAGGCAGUUUUACUUCACUCAAGGUGGAAAUCUGAUGAGCCAGGCAAGAGGUGAUGUGGCUGGGGGACUUGUCAUGGACAUAGACAAUUGCUCUGUGAUGGCUGUGGACUGUGAGGACAGACGGUACUGUUUUCAGAUAACAUCUUUUGAUGGCAAAAAGUCUUCGAUCUUACAGGCAGAAAGUAAAAAAGAUUAUGAAGAGUGGAUAUGCACCAUAAACAACAUAUCUAAGCAGAUAUAUCUAAGUGAAAACCCAGAGGAAAUUGCAGCCCGUGUGAAUCAGUCAGCUCUGGAGGCUGUCACUCCUUCUCCUUCCUUUCAGCAGAGGCACGAGAGCAUGAGGCCAGCUGUACAAUCUCGUCCUCCUGCAGUUCGUACCAGCAGCACAGGGUCACUGGGAUCUGACUCAGCAGCUCUCUCAGCACUUUCCUUGGAUUCCCUUGUUGCCCCUGACACUCCAAUCCAAUUUGACAUAAUAUCUCCAGUCAGUGAAGAUCUGCCUGGCCAAGCAAAAUCAUCAGGGCAAUCGGGCAGACGCACAAAUCCUUUUGGUGAAUCUGGAGGCUCAAAACCUGAAACAGAAGAUUCAAUUCUUCAUCAGUUAUUUAUUGUAAGAUUUCUUGGCUCUAUGGAAGUGAAGUCUGAUGAAAGCCCAGAUGUUGUUUAUGAAACAAUGCGUCAAAUACUCGCAGCUCGUGCCAUCCAUAACGUUUUCAGGAUGACAGAAUCACACUUGUUAGUCACUUGUGACUGUUUAAAGUUAAUUGAUCCACAGACACAAGUUACAAGACUACGAUUUCCUUUGCCCAAUGUAGUGCUGUAUGCUACACACCAGGAGAACAAGCGCCUCUUUGGAUUUGUGCUUAGAACCUCAGGAGGGAGAGUGGAGAGCUACCAGACUUCCAUCUGCUAUAUAUUUGAAUCAAAUAAUGAAGGGGAAAAGAUUUGUGACUCUGUUGGAUUGGCCAAACAGAUAGCUUUUCAUGCAGAACUGGAUCGAAAAGCCUCAGAAAAGCAGAAAGAAAUAGACAGAGUCAAAGAGAAACAGCAAAAAGAACUGAAUAAACAAAAGCAAAUUGAGAAGGACUUGGAGGAGCAGAGCCGGUUGAUAGCAGCCUCCAGCAGAUCCAACCAGAGCAGCACAGAAGGACAGUUUGUAGUCCUUAGCAGCAGCCAGUCAGAAGACAGUGAUUUAGGAGAAGAUGGAAAGAAGAAGAGAGAAUCUGAAGCCUAAGGUUGCCUGCUUCAUUAAAGUCAGAAUCAGGAAUAUAUCUGGUGAAAUGGCACAAGUUCGACAAGAGGUGAAAUGUAGGUGGAGGGUCUGUCGUGUUAUAGCAAAGACUUCACAAUAUGUAGACCCUAUUAUGCCUUGAUUUUUCUUUCUCAGUUAAGUGAUUUCCAUUUCUGUCAGUAUAAUUUCUCUUGUAUUCCAGAUGAAGCAUGGUGAUGCUGCCAUGUUAAUUACAAACAUAUGUUUUCUCAAGGCUUCUCUGUAGUAUGAGAAAAAAUAUGGGGGUUUUCCCCCACUUACCUCUGUGCAAUUGACUGCUUUGGAAGCAAAACUGAAAAUCCAUUGGCCUUCAGCAGUAACACUGAAAUUUCGUCUUUACAUUUCUCCAUUUACACUAUGGAGAACACCUUGCUGGAAACGAAAGUGGAUGUCCAAAUAAGACAGUGCUAAGCUUUACUCAGUUGCACAUAUCUGUUCUUAGAUUUAGAAAGAAGGAUCCCAAUUAACAUCAGUGAGAUGUGCAAUAGUUCUAAACAGAAGGUUCUUUUUUUGUUUCAUUUUGCACAGUAUGAUACUGUCUUGAUUUUUUUUUUUUGAUUUUUUUUUUGAUUUUUUUUUUUUUUUUGGUGAAUACAACACCAAAAAAUUUCUUUCAGCAGGAGAAAAAGAUACUGUCAGACCUAGGUAAGAGCUAAUGAGAUGCAGCUGAACUUUGCUGCAUGAGGAAAAGAAUUCCUCAUCAAAUGAUAAGAGUAAUGUAUAUAGCCUUGUAGUACAAGUGCCAUGUUCUUGGUUUUUCCCCAGUACUUGGAAUAGAAAGCUGUAAACCUUUGAGUUCACUUUUAUAAAACAUGCGUAUAGUUGCAGGAACAUCUUGAAUUCCAUCACAUGAAAACAUUACAUCACAUCUUCUGCAUAUGUAAAUGCCUUGCUGCUAGUACACUACAUCUACUGAAAACGAGUUGGGGCUCUUCAGUCCUUUUAUGAUUUUCAAACAGAAUUUGCCAUUUCUGAAUUAAGAGAUGACAGUAAUCCUACAUCCUAGAGUCAGUUCUGGAAAGCAUUUUUCAAAGUGAUGUCUGUUUACAGCUUGUAAUCUGCACUCCAUAUUCCAUACCCUGUGUAAUAUUUAUUUUGUAUAGUAUUAGAUGUGCAUUCACCUUUUGAUCCAGAAGAGAAAUCUUGUUUGAAGAGAAAUAUUUAUUUUU